Trichoderma reesei QM6a is the source of this 1866-nucleotide messenger RNA. Its product is annotated as glycoside hydrolase family 27. Gene Ontology annotation, molecular function: hydrolase activity, hydrolyzing O-glycosyl compounds. The transcript has 4 exons. The record is from RefSeq and is a predicted model, not a curated record. Bases 1 to 1866 code for a protein of 621 amino acids. NCBI's taxonomy places the organism in Eukaryota, Fungi, Ascomycota, Sordariomycetes, Hypocreales, Hypocreaceae. Gene Ontology annotation, biological process: carbohydrate metabolic process.
AUGGCAUCGGCUGUUGCCUUCUCCCUGGCGGUGUCGGCGCUGCUGCAGCCCGUCCUUGGCACUAAUACAGGCACGGUUCACUGUGCCGAUGCCUCGUACGAACCGGGCUCCGUUUACUUCACGAACAAGUGUUACACCGACAUCCAGAACUGCAUAACCAAGCUGUCGGCCGAUCCGUCACUGGUUGACUGCAGUGGCGACAACAUCAGCAUGCAGCAGCAGGCCAAUACGGGAGCUGUCGGCUCAGCCCAAAACAGCGAUGUGAGCGUCUCCUUCAAGAGCAUGGUCGACCUUUGCCUCCUGAGCGGCUCAACCAGCGGAACAUGGGGUUGGAGUGACAACCAGUGGUACUGGCUGUGGACCAGCGGCAGCUGCUACACCGGUGAGGCCGGAAACGGCGCCAUCAAGACGCGGCCUGCCCCCUAUUGUCUGCAAGACCGGGACUCCACCCUGCCCGACUGCUAUCCUCAGCCCAAGCCCGGCGGUGGCCCGCUAAGGGUGCUCAAGAUGGCCAAAACGACCAAUGGCUUCACGAAGUCGGCGCGAGGCUGGAACACGUACGGAGCCCAGGCUCUGACCAACGGCUCCACGCUCAUUCCCUCCUUCGCUGGUCAGUCCGGCCUGUAUUAUACGCAAAAGUUCGUGGAGACUCAAUGCGGAGUCUUGGCAAACUCCAAGUUCAAGGCUGCUGGUUACGAUAUGUGCAGUCUUGACUCCGGCUGGCAGUCGUUUGAUACGGUCGAUGAUCAUGGCCGCAUCAUCUACAACUCGACGCGCUUCAACAUGCCCCAGCUUGGUCCCUGGCUGCAUAAGAAGGGUCUUAAGCUCGGCCUAUAUAUCACACCGGGAGUCCCAUGCCAAGCUGCCAACUCGACGAUUUUGGGCACCGACAUCAAGGUUGGAGACACGUUCAACGGCAACUUUGACCAGAUUCUGUGCCAGUUUGACUACAACAAGGAAGGUGUCCAGCAGUGGCACGAUUCUGUUGUGGCUCUGUGGGCUUCGUGGGGCGUUGACAUGAUCAAGCUGGACUAUAUUACCCCUGGUUCCCCACAGAAUGGCGCCAUGCUGGGCUGUCAGAACUCCGACGCCGUUGUCGCCUACCAGAAGGCCAUUGCCAAGUCGGGGCGUGACAUCCGCCUGAACAUCUCGUGGAAACUCUGUCGCAACGAGACCUGGCUGCCCGUGUGGAGCCGCCUGGCCGAGUCUAUGCGUACCGACCAGGACAUCAACAACUACGGGCACGAGACCUUUUUGGCCUGGCAGGUUGCUCAGCGCGCCAUUGAGAAUUACCGGCAAUACAUUAGCCUCCAGCUUCAGCGCAACGUGCCCCUGACCAUCUACCCGGACAUGGACAACCUGUUUGCCGCCAACGCCGAGAAGCUGACGGGCGUCAACGACACGAUGCGAACCACUGUCAUGAACCACUGGCUUGGUGCUGGCGCCAACCUGAUCCUGGGCAACGACUUGACCCAGACGGACGCGCUCGGCUACAAGCUGCUGACGAGCCCCCAGUCCACGACUGCCGCCAACUUCUUUGCCAAGUAUCCCAUGCAGCCGCGGAACCCUCGAACCGGCAACAAUCUGGCCCAACAGCUGCAGUCGUGGAUCGCCGGGCCGAGUGACAAUGGAAAGGAGGCGUACGUUCUGAUUGCCAACUACGGACCAGACCAGGGCUCCGGCGGCUUCAACACGCAUCUUUACGGACGACAGACUGUUACUGUGUCCCUGGCCACUCUUGGUCUUAGCUGCUCAGAGUGGAAAUUUACCGAUGUGUGGUCGGGCAACUCUACUCGCGUCAAAAACUACUAUACGGCCUACUUAACGGAGGGAGAGUCCCAGCUGCUUCACUUGACCAAGGUCUAA